Plasmodium cynomolgi strain B is the source of this 1299-nucleotide messenger RNA. RefSeq lists its product as hypothetical. Lineage: Eukaryota; Apicomplexa; Aconoidasida; Haemosporida; Plasmodiidae. Gene Ontology annotation, cellular component: nucleus; cytoplasm. The record is from RefSeq and is a predicted model, not a curated record. Bases 1 to 1299 code for a protein of 432 amino acids. Gene Ontology annotation, molecular function: poly(A) binding. Gene Ontology annotation, biological process: regulation of mRNA stability. The transcript is spliced from 7 exons.
AUGAUGUUGGGCAGUAAAGACGAGGAGAAAAAGUACCAAAAUAUUAUUACGGAUAAAUUAAGGGAACUACUAGGUGAAUAUGAAGUGGAUAUAUUAACUGAGUACGUUUGGCACAUGGCUGGGAAUGCCAAAAGUAGUCGAGAGUUUAUAUGCAAUGAAUUGAAGGAUUUUCUGGGAGACCACACCACCGUCUUUGUGAACUGGCUAAUGAAGCUCAUGGGUGAUAUAAAAAAACCAUUAAAGAGUGACAGCUCCCCGAAGAAUGAGAAGUCGUAUAAAUCCGAGAGUGCCAAGGAUAGGCUUCACGGCGAGGCUUCUCGGUCCAACAGGAGCAGAGAAUCCAAAUCAAGACAUUCCGUUACUCAAGGAAGGAGAGCGAAGGAACACCAAAGGGAUUACGAGUCUAGUAGGAGAGACACGUCCAUUACAAGGAGACGAUCCAGAAGUUACAGAAGCAGAAGUAGAAGCAGCAGGUACUCGCUGAACGAUGCAGAUUCGUUUAACAGAAGGAGAAGCAAAAAAAGACAAAGAGGAGGAAUAGGUACAAGAUCGGUAUCAUCCAGCGUGAACGCGAGAAAAUUUCACUACGAUAGUAACCAACCUAGACCCAAGAGAGGUGACAAAGAAAUGGAUCGAAUGAAAGGAAGGGAUGAUAUUAAGUACAGAAGGGUUGGCAGAAGUGGCAGUCACUCGAUGGCCCCGAGUAGAGUGAUCUACGUGGAAAAGGAGGAAGAGAAAAAACUGAGGAAGGUUGAAGCACUGCAGGACGGUGCUCACAAAAGGAAUGAUUUGGAAGGCAGAAGAAUGAGCGACAGCGCGGAUGAGUACAACUCCAGCGAAAAGAAGAAUAAGGCCGUUCUAAAACCCAAUCCUCAGUUCGGAGGAGAUAAACCGAUUCCGUUAUUGCAGCCAUCCGCGACGAGCAUGGCGAAUCACGAUAUGCCCAACUACCACAUGAACUACCCAUACGAAAACGUCGGUGUGCAGCCGAGUUACGAGAAAGGAAUGAACCCUACAGGGGGGAAUUACCAUCCAGGAAAUUACAUGUUAAGUCAGCAGAAGCUUGUUGAUAAUAACACCAUCAGUGGUAACACCUUUAUGCCGCCCACUAUGCUCAAUAAUAGCUUCGUUAAUAAUAGGCACCCGAACAGUGGCCUGCAUCACCCCAAUCGAAUGCACUUUAAUGCGCACAUAAAUAAAAAAGGCCCUCCUCCCCCAGCAAAUUAUGUGAACCCUAAUAGGUAUGCAAACAGUGUAGAUAAAAGGGGCAACAAAUUUUAUCCCCCCUUUUUUACUUAA